This is a messenger RNA of Helianthus annuus (common sunflower), 1796 nucleotides long. RefSeq names its product protochlorophyllide-dependent translocon component 52, chloroplastic. The record is from RefSeq and is a predicted model, not a curated record. The transcript has 7 exons. The coding region runs from base 43 to 1686 and encodes 547 amino acids. Lineage: Eukaryota; Viridiplantae; Streptophyta; Magnoliopsida; Asterales; Asteraceae. Gene Ontology annotation, molecular function: chlorophyllide a oxygenase activity; 2 iron, 2 sulfur cluster binding.
AGCCAGUAGAGUAAAUACAAUCACUCCUAUGCUUGUAUUUAUAUGCAGUCAUGCAAUUCUCUAGAUAUUCAAUUCACAGAAGAUAAUUCAUCCACCAUGGAAGCUCUAAGAAUUGUCUCCACUGUUGCUCCACCCUCUCUUAUCAGAGCCCAGUUCUCCAAACCCAUUUUCACUCUUUCAUUUACCCAUAAACGUUCCAACUUAACCCCAUUUCCAAAAACCAAACUCAAUAAGUUCAAUGCCAUUUCUCCUACCUUUUCAACCCAACCCGAAGCAAAAACCGACACGGACACGGACACCGAAAACCUUGAUCAUCAAGGUGAGAAAUUUGACUGGUUUUCUCACUGGUAUGCACUUUCUCCCGUGGAUGAUUUGGACAAGAGGGCUCCCCGUGCGAUAAAGGCGAUGGGUCUGGAUGUUGUGGUGUGGUGGGAUAAGAACGAGAAUGAAUGGAAGGUGUUUGAUGAUCGUUGUCCGCAUAGAUUGGCUCCACUUUCUGAAGGGAGGAUUGAUCAAUGGGGUAGGUUGCAGUGUGUGUACCAUGGCUGGUGUUUUGGUGGCUCCGGUGACUGCAAGUUUAUUCCUCAAGCUCCCCGUGAUGGUCCUGCGGUUCAUUCUUCCCCAAAAGCAUGUGUUGGUGUUUAUCCAAGUACCACGCAAAACAGAAUUGUUUGGUUUUGGCCCAGCACCGAUCCAAAAUACAAAGAUAUCCUCGCCAAGAAGAAACCACCAUACAUCCCUGAGCUUGACGAUCCUUCAUAUUUUGACAGAACCGUCAUGUACACCAGAGAUAUGCCAUACGGGUACGAAGUCCUGGUUGAAAAUCUUGUAGACCCUUCUCAUGUUCCAUAUUCUCACGCUGGGAUAAUGCCAAACGCAUCACCGCCUAGUGUUAAGCUUGAUCGAGAAGGGGGUUCACCUAUGGAAAUAAGCAUUCAAAGAAUAGACAAAAAUGGUUUUACUGCAAUCGAGCAUCAAGGUCGUGAAUGGAGCUUUGUUUCUCCUAGUAUAGUUAAAGGUAGUCUCACAAUCAAGGAAAGUCCGAAUAACACAAAGGAAAACUUAGUACAAACGCAACCUCGAAAGGAUCAUCUUAUCUUUUUUUGCACUCCAGUGAGCCCGGGUAAAAGCAGAUUUAUCGGUGUUGGCCCUAGAAACUAUAGACUUUGGAUGGAUCCAUUUAUUUCAAGAUGGAUUAACCAUAUUCUGGUGAAUUUGGUUAUUGAUUCGGAUUUGUGUCUUAUUCGGGCUCAGGAGGAGAAAUUGAUGGAGGUAGGUCAUUCAAAUUGGCAAAAAGCAUGUUUUGUGCCAGCAAAGUCAGAUACUAUUGUGGUGACAUUUAGAAUGUGGCUAAAGAAAUAUGCAGCUGGUCAAAUCAACUGGGGAACCAAAUUUAGUGGAUCUCUUCCACCCAUCCUUUCUAGAGAACAACUAAUGGACAGGUACUGGAGCCAUGUGGUGCAUUGCAGUAGCUGCAGUGGUGCAUAUAAAGGUUUUAAUACGCUCAAGAUCUCUCUUCAGGUGCUUUCAGUUGCUUCGUUGGCUAUAAUGGCUACAAGCAAAUCAAUUGCCGGAAGAAAUACACUUGCAGCUGCUUCAAUUUUGUGCUUUGUGGGAUCAAAAUGGUUGUCACAUUUCGUUUACAAAACCUUCCAUUUUCAUGACUACAAUCAUGCCUUAAAAUGAACGUUUUCAUGUAAUAUUAUCAUUGAUAGAUUUAUUUUCGUGUGAUUACUUAUUAUAAAUAAUAUGACUGAGGACACAAAUUUAUUGAGUAUAACUGUAAUUUAUUGUUA